AUGAAUCUCCUUGACGCUUACCUAAAGAUGACAGAAGAACAGGAGAAGUGUCACUCUGACGCUCCCAGUCCCAGCAUGUCUGAGGACUCCGCAGGCUCGCCGUGCCCAUCCGGGUCCGGUUCGGACACUGAGAACACCCGGCCGUCCGACAACCACCUCCUCUUGGGUCCAGACUACAAGAAGGAAGGCGAAGAAGAAAAGUUCCCCGUGUGUAUCAGAGAUGCGGUGUCCCAGGUGUUGAAGGGUUACGACUGGACGCUGGUGCCCAUGCCGGUGCGCGUUAACGGCUCAAGUAAAAGUAAACCUCACGUCAAAAGACCCAUGAACGCAUUCAUGGUCUGGGCUCAAGCUGCACGGAGGAAGCUGGCCGAUCAAUACCCGCAUCUGCACAACGCGGAACUCAGCAAAACCCUGGGCAAACUUUGGAGAUUGCUCAACGAAGUAGAGAAGCGCCCGUUUGUGGAAGAAGCUGAGCGUUUGAGAGUGCAGCAUAAGAAGGACCACCCCGACUACAAAUAUCAGCCAAGGAGGAGAAAAUCUGUCAAGAACGGGCAAAACGACCCCGAGGACGGCGAGCAAACCCACAUCUCUCCAAAUGCGAUCUUCAAGGCGCUGCAGCAGGCCGAUUCUCCAGCGUCUAGUUUGGGCGAGGUGCAUUCUCCAGGAGAGCACUCAGGUCAGUCCCAGGGCCCACCAACACCCCCAACCACCCCCAAGACAGACCUCCACUCUAGCAAAGCUGAUUUGAAGCGCGAGGGGCGCCCCAUGCAGGAGGGCACCAGUCGCCAGCUCAACAUCGACUUUGGAGCUGUGGACAUUGGCGAGCUGAGCAGCGAGGUCAUCUCCAACAUGGGGAGCUUUGAUGUCGAUGAGUUUGAUCAGUACCUGCCUCCACACAGCCAUGCUGGGGUGCCCGGAGCGGCCCAGGCUGGCUACACCAGCGGCUACGGCAUCAGCAGCUCCUCAGUCAGCCAGGUGGCCAAUGUUGGGGCCCACGCCUGGAUGUCCAAGCAGCAGCAGCAGCAGCACUCUCUGACAACCCUGGGUGGAGGAGGAGAGCAAGGCCAGCAGGGUCAGCAGAGAACCACCCAAAUCAAGACAGAGCAGCUGAGUCCCAGCCACUACAGUGAGCAGCAGGGCUCCCCACAGCACGUCACCUAUGGGUCCUUCAACCUGCAGCACUACAGCAGCUCCUCUUACCCCUCCAUCACAAGAGCACAGUAUGACUAUUCAGACCACCAAGGUGGUGCCAACUCCUACUACAGCCACGCAGCUGGCCAAAGCUCCGGCCUGUACUCCACCUUCAGCUACAUGAGCCCCAGCCAGAGGCCGAUGUACACUCCGAUCGCUGACACCACCGGGGUGCCCUCUGUUCCCCAGACCCACAGUCCGCAGCAUUGGGAGCAGCAGCCCAUUUACACACAGCUCUCCAGGCCAUGAGGAGACGGCCCUCAGCACUGACUCUACAACACCAAUCCCAUGCAUAGACUUUUUUCUGCCUGGUGCCCUUUGUGCCACCAUGCCACACACCUUUCAUUGCCAACAGAAAAACAUGACAAUGACUUUUUUAUAGUACUGAAAAUAUAUCUUUGGAUUGGCUCACAACAGUGCCUUUUGUAUUGGUUGGAAUUGUGAUUAUAUUUUUUUAGAUAUAAUGUUUAAAAAAAGUUUAAUCCUCUGUGAGGACAUACUGGUUAUAAAUAUUUUAGUAUGUACUGUGUAUGUGUUCUGCUCUUGUCAUCAUCAUCAACAUCAUCAACAACAUCAUCAUCAUCAUCAUAAUCAGUGUCAUUAGCAUCCUCAUCAUCACAAUUUGAAGGUUUAACCCAUUUAAAGGAGCUGGAAAGCUGGGUAAAAACACCCUCAGUGGCCUUACUUCUCACUAAUGUAUUUGUGUACAGAAGUAAGAAACGUCUGACACUGCCGUCUUAUAGUACCUUACAGCCUACAUUCUGUAUUGAACUUUUGUACUGUACAUAUUUUAUUGUAAUUCUCAUGAGAUGCAAGAAUUGAGCAAUGCAGGUUCAAAAUAGAUUUGAAUUUUUGGCCAUGAUAUGACCGUGUCGUCAGUGAAUUAGUCAAAUAUUCUACUUCUUGUUGUUUGCUUUAGCUCAAAUGAUUGUGCUGGAAACGCAAUAGCAGGUGUCAUGUAAUUCUAUAGGGGCCUUACCGUGUUGCUAGAUGUAACUGAGCAAUGCUUGCUUUUAUCUGGGUACUGCCUUGAUACCAUUGGUGCCUCUGGAGCCACAGUGGAGAGGCUCCUUCCACUGGCAUUGCAGUGUCGAAACCACAGCAUAGUUCUGACUUCCUGCUGGAGGAGAUGCAGGAAGUGACCUCUGACCUGAUUCUCCUCAGCAGCCAGCAGGUCUAAGUCUGGCCGUGCUUCUAUCAUUCCUACAGCCCCGUCCUUUUUCCUAACCUUUUUCUUAAUUUAUUCUUUAGCAUUAAUUUUAUUUGAAAAUAACUAUUUGGAAUUACCUUUUUAAUUCAGCAGCAGCUAACUGAGAUGGUGGAAUAGUUUGCUGUCAUAUGUGGUACAAAUUUGUUUAUUUAUCAUUUGUAAAUGUUUUCGUAUAAAAGUUUAGUUAUGUACAGAUUACUUACUGUACACAAUGAGUCUUUCUCUAAAAAAAAGAAAAAACUGGAAGUUUUCUCUUUUUUUCUUUCUAACAAAUGAUUUAAUGAAUAUGGAAGCCGUGGCUGUUUUUGUAAAGAAUUUGUUGGAAUCAACAGGAUACUUUUUUUUCUUUGAAAAAAACGUUAUGUUCCUCAUUUUAUAUUCUCUAUCAUUAGUUCUCAUCUCGUCAUCUCCUUAAUGCAGUUUCCGUAGGUAACAUGGCAUUGUCUUAAAAGCUUAUCUUUUUGUAUUAUAUUGUUUGCAAUAAAAACAAAACACUGAGAAAUA
This is a messenger RNA of Perca fluviatilis (European perch), 2905 nucleotides long. RefSeq names its product transcription factor Sox-9-like. The coding region runs from base 1 to 1440 and encodes 479 amino acids. Gene Ontology annotation, molecular function: RNA polymerase II cis-regulatory region sequence-specific DNA binding; DNA-binding transcription factor activity, RNA polymerase II-specific. Gene Ontology annotation, biological process: oligodendrocyte differentiation; heart development; positive regulation of chondrocyte differentiation. Lineage: Eukaryota; Metazoa; Chordata; Actinopteri; Perciformes; Percidae. The transcript has 3 exons. The record is from RefSeq and is a predicted model, not a curated record. Gene Ontology annotation, cellular component: nucleus.